This is a messenger RNA of Capsella rubella, 678 nucleotides long. Its product is annotated as non-specific lipid-transfer protein 1. The record is from RefSeq and is a predicted model, not a curated record. Gene Ontology annotation, biological process: lipid transport. Gene Ontology annotation, molecular function: lipid binding. Gene Ontology annotation, cellular component: membrane. The transcript has 2 exons. Bases 104 to 460 code for a protein of 118 amino acids. Lineage: Eukaryota; Viridiplantae; Streptophyta; Magnoliopsida; Brassicales; Brassicaceae.
CCCAACAUUCUACAGCAUCCAUCACUACACACAUAUCUCCUUUUCCAAACCAACCAACUAAAAAAAGAAAGAAAAGAAGAAGAUCUCUAAGUCAGUGAUCAAUAUGGCCGGAGUGAUGAAGUUGGCAUGCUUGUUCUUGGCCUGCAUGAUCGUGGCUGGUCCAAUCACUGCUGACGCUGCUCUGAGUUGCGGCGCCGUUACCAGCAACUUGGCACCGUGCAUUGGAUACGUGAUGCAAGGUGGUGUCAUUCCCGCAGGAUGCUGCACCGGCGUUAGAAACCUUAACAACAUGGCCCGUACCACCCCAGACCGUCAGCAAGCUUGCACUUGCCUUCAAAAUACCGCUAGAAGCCUAGGGGCUGGUCUCAAUGCUGGCCGUGCAGCUGGAAUCCCUAAGGCAUGUGGAGUCAACAUUCCUUACAAGAUCAGCACCAGCACCAACUGCAAGACCGUGAGGUGAUGAGCGACGGUCAGAUAAAGCUACAAGCGGACGUUUCGAAUAUUAUAUAAUGGGAUGAGAUAAUUAAUACUAAAUAAGAUGUUCGAAUGGCUGUUUCUAGAGUUUUUAAUUUCCUGUCUUUUUCUUCUAUCGUGAUGUUCCCCUAUUAUGUACUCGGUCUGUGUACUAUGUUCGCAAACAACUUUAUAUGAAUUUCAGACUUGAAGUUUACGUUGCUC